AUGGCAUUUACGUUAGUUUACGGUCUUCUGAUGCUUACGGGAAUUACCGGUAAUGGCAGUGUGCUGAUUGCCUUCACGACGAGUUCGCGACUUCGCUCGGCUCGAUAUAUUUUUUUGCUCAAUUUAAUUCUCACCGAUUUGCUGCUUUGUGCAACUGCAAUUCCUGUAACACCUUGGUAUGCUCUCAAGAAAAAUUGGAAUUUCGGAGCUCUGAUGUGCCGUCUGAUGCCCCUAUCCAAUUCCUGUUCAGUAUUCGUUACCAGCUGGAGUUUAACAGCUAUAGCAAUUGAUAAAUUUGUACAUAUUAUGAAUCCAACUACACCUCCGGUAUCUAUCAGGCAAGCAACCUUGGUAACUACUUUUAUAUGGGUGAUUAGUACUAUAAUAAAUAUACCAUAUUUGAUGAGUUAUGAUCUUGUUGAUGGAGCUUACUAUGCAGCGAAUAAUACCACACCAUUCUGUGGUCAGUUUUGUGAUGAGAUCAACUGGAAUGGUGAAACACCAAGAAGGUUAUAUGGAUCAGCGGUAGUUUUACUACAAUUUGUUGUUCCAUUAGCCAUCAUUACUUACUGUUAUGCAAAAAUACUAGAAAAAGUUUCCAAUGAUAUGAUCAUUCAAAAUGCUCAAUUUAGCAAAAGCUUAUCAAAAACUCAACGACAAGAAGCAAUUAAGCGGAAGAAACGUGUAAUUAAUAAUGUUUUUGUUUAA
Molecule: messenger RNA, 708 nt
Organism: Thelazia callipaeda (thelaziosis nematode)
Lineage: Eukaryota; Metazoa; Nematoda; Chromadorea; Rhabditida; Thelaziidae
Source: the annotation of a GenBank genome assembly